Helicoverpa armigera (cotton bollworm) is the source of this 643-nucleotide messenger RNA. Its product is annotated as syntaxin-binding protein 5-like. The coding region runs from base 398 to 640 and encodes 80 amino acids. The transcript is spliced from 2 exons. Gene Ontology annotation, molecular function: myosin II binding; GTPase activator activity; syntaxin binding. NCBI's taxonomy places the organism in Eukaryota, Metazoa, Arthropoda, Insecta, Lepidoptera, Noctuidae. Gene Ontology annotation, biological process: regulation of protein secretion; regulation of exocytosis. Gene Ontology annotation, cellular component: SNARE complex; cytoplasm; plasma membrane. The record is from RefSeq and is a predicted model, not a curated record.
UGUGUUCAUCUCUUUUCUGAGCGGGGCCGAGCACAUCGAUCGGUCGUGUCGUGCUCUUUCCGGCCAGUCCGCGGCGGCCUCGCUGACAGCGUGUCGCCAGUGCGCGUGUGUACACUGCUGUGCUGUCCCGGCUAUCGAUCCGUCAGUGAAGCCGCAUUGCUGUACAUUCCGGAGGCGGUGCCUCGCCUAGUUUUCGUCGAUCGUCGGCGUGGCGGGCGCGUGUCGGCGUCGGCGGCGGCCCCGGGCGGCCCUGCGCAGUAGCGACCAAGUGUAGCGCGGGAGCGACCGACCUUCCUUCCGCCAAAACCGGCUCGCUGUCCGCGGCGGACGGCUGUGAUGUAGCCGCGGCCGGCGCGAGCGGCCUUCGGACAAAGGACCCGCUACUCGGUUAUUCGCGAUGAAGAAGUUCACGUUCAAGGGGGUGCUCGACGGGUUCCGCAGCUCGGUGCAGGCGGCUCCGCGAGGCACCGAGCAGGAGAUCCAGGAGACUCUGCGCCCCGACCACUUCCAAAUCAAAAAGACAUUUCGGCACGGGUUCCCGUUCUCGCCAACAGCACUAGCAUGGGAUCCCAUACAGAAGCUGCUCGCCAUAGGCGACAAAGGCGGCAACCUCAGAAUGUAUCCUUUUCACAACACAUAACCU